Patella vulgata (common limpet) is the source of this 8526-nucleotide messenger RNA. Its product is annotated as E3 ubiquitin-protein ligase UBR3. Gene Ontology annotation, molecular function: zinc ion binding; ubiquitin protein ligase activity. Bases 97 to 5550 code for a protein of 1817 amino acids. Gene Ontology annotation, biological process: protein ubiquitination; ubiquitin-dependent protein catabolic process via the N-end rule pathway. Gene Ontology annotation, cellular component: cytoplasm; ubiquitin ligase complex. Lineage: Eukaryota; Metazoa; Mollusca; Gastropoda; Patellidae. The transcript is spliced from 37 exons. The record is from RefSeq and is a predicted model, not a curated record.
CCAAGUUAGGAACUGAAAAGUUACGUGGUUUUUAAUGUAAACCCCCAAACAAUCUUAAUUCUUAUUAAUAAUGGUUUAAAAGAAAAAGUGGAAGAAAUGGCCACAUCCGACACACCAAACGCUUUGUUAAAACGCAGUAAACGAAGUGUUGCGACGCAUUUUCGUGGGGAAUUUUCAAGGCAUCACAAUUCUCAAAAGCUCAAUGAAUUUCUUGACACAAUUUUAGACCCAACAGAAAAAUUAGAUGAUUCAGAUAAAGUAGAAUGGUGUAGAUGUCUAAUUGCAGGUGGUUCAACUUUUGAAGAAUUUUCUAAGACAGUACGACAGUUUGAUAAUGCUGUAACAUGUGGUUUGGUGUGGACGUCAAAUUUUGUGGCCUACAGAUGUAGAACCUGUGGUAUAUCACCUUGUAUGUCACUAUGUUCAGAAUGUUUUCAAGCAGGAAAUCAUGAGGGCCAUGAUUUUAACAUGUUUAAAAGUCAUGCCGGAGGAGCAUGUGAUUGUGGAGAUGUUAAUGUGAUGAAUCCAGACGGAUUUUGUCCACGACAUGGACCAGGUAGAAGAACUACUACAGUUACUCCUCCACCAGAUCUGUUAUCUAUAGCAGAGAUCAUGUUACCUAAAUUAAUGAUGAGACUUGUUUAUCAUCUUAGAUGUUAUAUCAAUAAUUCAUCGAAUCAAAGAGCCACUUUUUUGACUAUGUAUGAAUGUGAAAAAUUUGUUAGUUUUCUCCACUCCCUGGCUGAUAUGGGAGCAGCUAUGAGAUCUGUUUUUGCUAAAGCUUUGACAAAUACAGAGGUUUAUGAGAAUCUGACCAAAGUAGGUACAAAAGAUGAAGGUGGGAGAAGUCAUUAUUACACUGAGAGUCAGAAAUGUUAUCAAACUAUUCUAACUUUAUCAAUGUAUCCACAGGGAUUUGAGAGAUACCAAAAUAAGCCUGGUUUAAAUCAGAAGAUAGUACAUAAAUCUCUAUUAGAAGAAUUAGUAUUUUGGAUAGUAAAGUAUGAUUUUCCUACCAACAUCAACACACUACUGUUAAAAAUGUUACCAGAAGAUGACUACAAGAUUGCUUUUGCUAAAGCGUAUGUACAACACUACAGUCGUACUGCCCUAGUACUGUGUACAACAAGAGAACGGGUUAUUGUUGCUAACAGAGUUGUGCAUAUCAGUGUUCAGUUGUUUAGUAACGAGAGUCUAGCAUUCAAGAUGGCUGAUGAAUACAAUCUUCUGUAUGCUAUAGUGAUAUGUCUAACUCAUAUGUUGGAGAAUCACACCAUACCAAGUACAUUGGAAGAUGCCACAGGUGAGCCAAACUUCCAUCAGGUUGUUGAUUGUAGUAAUGAAAUAAUGAAAGAUCAUUGUUAUUGGUCGAUUGUCACCGAUUUUAUCAAUCUAUUAUCACAUCGUAGAAUAACAUUAAAGUUUUUAGAGGAUGAAGAACUGGUGACAUUAUGGGUUGAAAUGCUGUCAUACCUACAAGGAAUGAAUUUAAAUCAGAGAGAAGUGAAUCAACAUGUAGAAUUUGAACCUGAUACGUAUUACGCUGCCUUUUCUGCUGAACUAGAAAUAUCUGCUCUUCCUAUGUGGUCUAUAUUACAACACUGUAAAACACCUGAAACAUCUUCCUUAACUUUACGAAUGAUAGCGGCAUGUCAGACAGCUCUACAAGAUUGGUUUGAUGCCAUUAAUAUUACAGAAAAUUCGAAGCCAAAUCCAAACCAGUUGACCUUUCACCUUCCAUUACAUCGUUACCUAGCAACAUUUAUGAUGCAGGCUGUGCAAUAUCAGGGAAUAGAACUGGCCGUCAUUUUACCAGAUGAAGACAUGCUGAAGAAAAUCUUAGUUCACGUUCUUCAAACCCAGGUGUGUAUGUCACAGAUAUUUGCUGGUAUGUGGGUUAGAAAUGGUAUUCAGAUACGUGGACAGGCCAUGACCUACGUUCAGUGUCACUUCUGCUAUUCUAUGUCUGACGCAGAUUUACAUCUUACACAAGUCUGUGCCUCGAAAUUAGAUCCAGAUUAUUUUGUGAGGACUGUUUUAGAAAGAUUUAAUGUAUUAGAUUGGUUAUCAUUCUCAUCAACAACCGAUAUAAAUAACAUUAAACUGACUGCUGAUCAACAAGUAGCUAUGGUGGAAGGUGUUCUUGCUUACUUUACAGCUCUUCUUAGUAUCAGAACUUAUUUAGGUAUUACAGAACAAGCAUUGAUAAGAGAAGAAAUGGUGGCUUUGUUGUGUAUGAGUGAUCAGCAACAUAGUCAGUUGCUGGACCUUAUGCCAGAAAAAUCAGGAAAUUCUAGCAGAAACAAAGAACUGUUUGAACCUAUUUUGAAACAGAUAGCAGAUUUUAAGGCACCAAAUUUUGAAGCUGGUGGAGGAAUGCAACAAGGAACAUAUGUACCUAAAGGUUUUCUGUGGGAGACUGAAUAUGAUCCAGUUAAAGUUGUACAAAGAGCUGUAUAUAAAAAGGAUGUACAAUCAGCUUUAGAUAGAUACACACAACAUAUAAAGAAGAAUUGUAAUUAUAAAGAGAAAGGAUCACCAUGGCCACCAUAUAGAAUGCCUGCAGAUAUACAUCAUAGUUAUAAAGGAUUAUUUAAGAUAUUAAACUGUAAAACCAUGCAUGCAUUUCUAUAUAUAGUCUUGUAUAAGGCUGUUAAAUGUGAAACCAAUCUACCAGACAGUAUUCUAUAUCAUUGUAUUCAUCUACUAUCCAUGGCUUUUCAUUUUGCACCAAGAAAAUCUACAGUUAGAAAGACCAGAGUUGGAGCUGGUACCGUGUCAGAUUGUCAGUUAAAAGACUGGUUCUCUAAUUCUGAUAUCCGUCAUAAUGUUUGUGAAGUAAUAGACGAGGUUAUAAUACAUACUGAUAACACAAGUGAUAUAGAGACAGAAGAAUCGUGUACUAUGAAUGUUGAUAUGGACUCAAAUAGUUUAGUGGAAAUGUUUGAUCUAGCGACAAGUAAUGUAGUUGUUGAUAGUGCUGGUCCUAUGACAUCGGCAAAAGUUGGACAGAAACCGAUAAUUACCAUGAUAUCAAAACCUGGAAGUGUCAGCAGUUCUUCUUUUACAAGUUCCUCUCACUCUUCUGGUGCCAAACCAAAAUACGAAAGUCACACAGUACCUACGGAACAAUCACACGGACAAUCAGUGUCUUUUAAAAUGGAGGAGAGUAUGAUAAGUCUGUUAAUAAAACUACAUUCGAAGCUGUCAGGAAAACCAAACUCCUAUACUCCUAUCUCUGUGAAAAACCGUGAACCUGUGACAUCAUGUAUAGGCGAUGGACUCCAUUUUAUAUCACGAUUAUUAGACAGUAUAGCUAACACUAACAGUGACUGUGCUACUGCUGUUAAGCAGGUCUAUACAGCUUGUAAACCCAAGGACACCAAAGAUAGUCAGACUCAGAGUAAAAAUGAUGAAAGUGAAGCGAAAUCACGAGAGACCAGACGACGUAAAGCUGCAGCAAGGCAAGAAAAACUUAUGGCAGAGUUUGCUUCAAAACAGAAAGCUUUUAUGGAGCAAGCUAUGGAGGGAGAAGAUGAUGGAGUUGAUGAUGGUGUAAAAGAUGAAGGAAUGGAUAUAACAGCAGAUGAAGGUUAUGAUUGUGUGAUAUGUAGUCAGUGUACAACAUCAACAGCUGAAAGACCAGUAGGAUUAGUUGUAUUCUUUCAGGCUAGUAGUGUACUGGGUCAUUGUCCGAAAGUUGAAGUAGAGACGCCAGUUAGUAUUAUAGAGAAACGAUAUCCACGUCUAUCAAAUAGAGCUAUGGUUCAACGCAGAAGAUUAGAUGAACUUUGUAAAGACUUGAAUGAGGCGUCCUGUCAAAUGUCUGUUAAUAUUGGAUGGGAAGGUGGGGUCAUAGUUCAAACAUGUGGUCACUUUCUACAUCUUGAUUGUCAUAGUUCAUACAUCAAAUCUUUAAAGUCCCAGGAGAAUACGGAUAAUUUAGCUGUAAAGAAAGGAGAAUACUGGUGUCCAUUAUGUCGACAAUUAUCUAACUCGGUUAUACCUAUGGUACCAGAAGAAAACAAACAUGUAUUGGUUAAACCCAUAUCACAUGACCCAAAACAAAUGAUGGCUGAUUUAGCUGAGAUGAUGGUGACACGACCAAUUACACCGGGUUCAAAAGAUUUAACUCGAGCAAUGGGAAGUGUCAUGGAAGAUUUACUACAUACAACCUACCCCAGAUUUCGCUCAUUGUUUGGUAGGAUAGGUACUGAUUCAGUCUAUCUUUUGUUUGUUUGCUCUGUUGCCAGGACUAAUUUAGAAUUACAGUUAUUAGGACUUGGUGGCCAGUUAAACCAACAACAAGUUCAAAACAUUAGCAAGAAAAACAGUUUCUUACCAUUAUUACAUGUAUUAAGUCUACACAGUAAGCUGAUAACAUUAGCACCAACACCUUAUACAGAUCUAUGGACACAUAUUACUGGUAUUAAUUUAACAGCAGAAUCGUCAAGUAUAACUCUGUAUCAGAAAGAUGUACCGCUAUUAUUGAAAGAUAUUUCAUCACUUCUCAUACAGUUCAUCCUAACUUUACCAUUUACUAUUAAAGAAGAACAUUAUACGUUUUUAGUCCAGAUGUUAUAUAAUGCGUUAUAUGUACAGGCUCUAACUGUGAUAAUCUGUAAAUUCGGAGCUGAAGAACGAGAAGCAUGGAGAAAGAAGGGAAGACAUGCUACUGUAGAAACAUUAGAAGGAAUGUUAAGUCAUCUUAUAACCAGAUUAAACUGUAGCAGAUUAUUUGAACAAGAAGAAAUGGAUCAUUCUUUUCCUGCUAUUUGUCAGAGUGUUUGGUCCCCACAGAGUGUAGCUAUGAGUCUACAGGAACAUAUUCUACCAUUUAUAAGGAUAGCAGUUUUAUUAAAACUUCACCUGUUUAAAACAACACUUCCGGAAAAUCAAAAGGAGAGUGAAUAUCUAUAUCUAUGUAAAAUAUUAAACUUAUCUAGUAAGGAAUCUUUGUCUCAAACAGAGGUUACUAGUACAUCAUUUGUUAAAUGGGCUACAACAGAACCUUUACAGUUAACUAGAGCAUGGUGUGUUGAUUUCAUGAACUAUGCCAAUCUUAAUCCAGACAGAGGCAGGUCUUUAUUAAUGGUGAAUCAGACGUGGUAUAGACCUCGACUUCUGUCAUUACCAACUCAAUAUUAUAAAAUAUUUCAACACUAUCGUAAUCAGACAUGUUCGACAUGUACCGGAACACCCAAAGAUCCAUCAAUAUGUUUAAUCUGUGGUGAAUUCCUGUGUUUCCGUGAACAGUGCUGUAAACAGAACACAAUGUUUGAAUGUGUUCAGCAUUCUAUAUCGUGUGGUGCUGGAACUGGUAUGUUUCUCUUGGUUAAUUCAAGUAUAAUAGUUGUUAUACGAGGAGCACGAGCUACUCUCUGGGGAUCAGUUUAUCUCGAUGAACAUGGCGAAGAAGAUCGGGAACUAAAACGAGGUAAACCACUAUAUCUAAGUAAAGAACGUUACGACUUACUGGAACAACAGUGGAUAAAUCACAACUUUGAUCAUGUGUGCAAGAAAUGGAUCUGGCAUAAAGAUAGACUUUAAUAAGAAUGUUAGAGGAAAUACUGUAAAUAAUAAAUUUAUGUGAGCAAGAAAUUAAUGUGAGCAAAAUAAUAAUGCCAGCAAAAAAUUAAUGCCAGCAAGAAAUUAAUGUGAGCAUGAAAUUAAUGUGCACAUGCAAUUUAACCAUAAGUUUAUUGAAAAAUUAAGGUGAACAAGAAAUUAAUGUGGGAGAAUGCUAGAUCGGAGACGGUCCUGCACAUAUGACAUCAUAUAUGGAUUGUGGGUUGGGGUUAGGCUUUGUCCAGGCUUAGGGUUAGGGUUAGCACUAGCCCAGUUUACAUCUCAAGACUUUGACGAAAUCUGCUGGUCCUCACCCUUGCCCUAACCCAUUAUCCACAAAUGACGUCAUAUGUGCUCAAAUGUUCAGGAUCGUCUCUGAUCUAGCAUUCUCCAUUAAUGUGGCCAUAAAAAAAAUUAAUGUGAACAAGAAAUUAAGUUGAACACGAAAUUAAUGUGAGCAAAAAGUUAAUGUGAGCAUAAAGUUGAGCAAAAGAUUAAUGUGAGAAAGAAAUUAAUGUGAGCACAAAGUUAAUAUUAGCAAAAAACUAAUGCCAACAAGAAAUUAAUGUGAUCAAAAAAUGAAUCAAUCAAGAAAUUAUUGUGAACAAGAAAUUAAAGAGAUCAAAAAAUUAUGACCAAGUUGAGAAAUGUAUAAUUAAACAUACAUUGUGCAAGAGCAAAAUCUGAUUAUUGCAAGUCUUAAUUUAGGCUUCAGAUGUUAUAGAAAUUAUAAAUUAGAUCUUUAUUUAAACAACAAGCCCACAAUCAACUCUGUAGACCCACGGAUGGCUCGGCUACAGCUCGGAUUUAAAUAGGAUUUCACUUAUCAAUUAAUUCAAAUAUGGCGCAUCCUGAUGAGAAUACGUCACGCUAAAUGAUAGAGUGUACUUAGCGAGGCCGCUGUAGAGCGUUUCCGCAUGCCAUUGAAAACUUUUCUUGAUAAUUGAGAUUUGUAGGUGGAGUUAACGCCUGUCAAUCAAACGAUCAGCCACGGUGAAGGCACAUUUCACUACCAUUUCUAGUCAAAUAUUACAACGAUGAUAACUAUGUUCAGAAUAAAGUAAUUUGACUGAAAUUUUCAAAAUAUUCUUCUUUCAUCAUCUACUUUUAAAUUGUUAUAGCAAGAAUGGCCAAUUCUCUGUAAAAAUCUCCCAUAAUGUAUCUUUAAUGCAAGCAAGAAAUCAGUGUAUGAAAUGCAACAUACCAGUAGUUACAUUUGUUUCAAUAUGCAUUUCAGUUCUAAAUAUAGGCAUUGUUGUCAAGCACAACACCCUUCAAAACAAUAAACUAAUCAAUGAUGAUUCAUUAGUUGAUAGGCUGUUGAUGAUAAUACAAGUGUAAUUAUCUGAUAAUUAAAUUUCUACUUUGUUCAACUUGAUAAAGAAACCACCCCUCGUAAUUUUAGAGGAUACAACAAGUCACAUUAAUUGUUGUUAGCUUGGAUUCCGUGAACUACUAACUUUUGAAUUUUGUUGUUAGCUUGGAUUCCAUGAACUACUAACUUCUGAAUUUUGUUGUUAGCUUGGAUUCCGUGAACUACUAACUUCUGAAUUUUGUUAUUAGCUUGGAUUCCUUGACUUACUAACUUUAAAGGUGUAUGACAUAAUAGUCGUGUAUGUGUCAUUUCAACCAUUUUAUCGGAGACAUGAAAUGUAACUGUACAAAAAUCAUUUUUUCUUGGCAACUACAUAAACGACACCAUUCUCCAUUCCCCCCAGAUGUUUAAGACUACAGUGCAUGUUAGAAAGGCUUAUGACAGUGUCAAAAAUAUAUUUCAUCUUACCCGACCCCCCCCCCCCCCCCACACACACACACACACAUUUUGAGGCCCUAUUGAGUCAACCUGGCAAGAUUCUCAGAUUGGCCAUACCAUUUAAACAUACAUUAUCUUCCUUUUGGCCUGAAAUGUUAUCUAAAUUAUUAAUUAGACAUUUAUUAACUUAUUCAGACCAUAAUCAACUCUCGAUGUCAACGCUAGUCUGCGAUAUUUAUUGGAUUAUGAACUGAUUUGAUGCUCUACACUCAUUCUUGAUUAAAUCAAGAAAUGGAUAAUCAAGACUUUAUCGUACUGACUUCAGUAAUGAUGAUCGAGGCUACGCCAAAAUUUCAAUCGAUUAAUUCUCGGUUCAUAGUGGAUCAAUUUGACUGAAAUUUUCAGCAAAUUCCCUUUACAUUAUCUAGUUUUUAACUAUUCUAGUGAGAACUGCGAGCUCUUCUUAUCUCCCAUAAUGUAUCUUUAAUUUAGCUGGAAUUGUGUUUUACUGAAGGUUUAUUGUUUGCCACCUGGUGCUAAUGCGAAGUUUAAAAUGAUUGUUAAAUCUGUUUAUAUUGUAAAAACCCUGUUAAAUUGUCAUGUUUUUAUCUUGUAUAUAAAUGAGAUCAUUGAUUUAAUUUCUUGUAUUGUUAUUGUAUAUUUAAAAUAAUGUAUAUUAAUAUCUAAUGUAGAUAAGUGUACACUUACAACUUAUAUCCCUGUAAUAUUUCAAAUUUCUGGUAUUUAUAACUCAAAAUAAUAUGAGCUUUACUUUUUGUUAUUAGUUUUAUGGUACCACAUUUAAAGAUACCUUCCCAUGUACAGAGAGAGAGAGAAAUGGGGUUUAACGUCCACUCGACACAAACUAGGUCAUUUCGGGACUAACACAUGAUUCAAUUUCAUUUCAAUAAUUCGCUUGCGCGCCUUUGUCUGUAGCAGUGGGAGGAAAUCAGAGGACCUGGAGAAAACUCACGAGGUUGGACAGGAGACCCUACUCCUUGUCACGUCUAACCAGGGAAUCGAAACCACGCCAGUUGACUCAAUGACAGACAGUAUGAUACAGCUCCCACAUGCUAACCAUUCGGCCAUCCAUCCGUCCCCACCACUCCCACAUACAUUCUGUGUGAUUUGAUGAUAUAUCUGAACUAAAAGUCCAUUUGUAUAUUCAAACUAAUUUAAAUUUAUCAUGAGGUUGCUUUUAAUCC